This is a messenger RNA of Lodderomyces oxycetoniae, 600 nucleotides long. RefSeq names its product Pst1p (gene PST1). Gene Ontology annotation, molecular function: FMN binding; NAD(P)H dehydrogenase (quinone) activity. Gene Ontology annotation, cellular component: membrane. The record is from RefSeq and is a predicted model, not a curated record. Bases 1 to 600 code for a protein of 199 amino acids. NCBI's taxonomy places the organism in Eukaryota, Fungi, Ascomycota, Pichiomycetes, Serinales, Debaryomycetaceae. The transcript has a single exon.
AUGAAGGUUGCUAUUAUCAUUUACUCAUUAUACGGACAUGUUUAUGAUCUUGCAUUAGAAGAAAAGAAAGGUGUCGAGUCAGCCGGUGGUCAAGCUGACAUUUAUCAAGUUGAAGAGACUUUGUCUGAAGAGGUAUUGCAAAAAAUGCAUGCUCCAGCAAAACCAGAGAUCCCUGUUGCAACGACUCAAACUUUAUUAGACUAUGAUGCGUUCUUAUUUGGUAUUCCAACUAGAUUUGGAAAUUUCCCAGCUCAAUGGAAAGCAUUUUGGGAUAGAACAGGUGGAAUUUGGGCCAAGCAAGAAUUGAGAUACAAAUUUGCUGGUGUUUUUGUAACUACUGGAACCCCGGGAGGUGGUCAAGAAACCACAGUUAUCAAUUCAUUGAGCACUUUAACCCACCAUGGUAUAAUCUACGUUCCAUUUGGCUACGGCUAUUCCGACAUGACCAAUUUGGAAAUUGUUCAUGGUGGUUCUCCUUGGGGAGCUGGUGCAUUUGCCGGUGCUGACGGACUGAGAAAGCCAAAUGAUUUAGAAAAGGGAUUUGCUAAACAACAGGGUCACGAUUUUUACCAAGCUAUUACAAGAGAACCAAAAAAGUAG